AUGACUUCUGGAGUCGCCAUUCCUGGAACCGUCCAGCUCGUUGAUGUCCAAGGCAUCUUCAACGUGAAACAUGGCCAACAAUCACGCGACAUCGUCCUCGUUCCGCAGCCCACUGACGACCCCGAUGAUCCUCUUCGCUGGAAUAUCCCUCGAAAGACAAGGAAUAUCAUCUGCGCCAUGGUAUGGUGCUUCUUCGUGGCUGCUAUGAUUUCUGGUCUGUCACCAGCGUACAUCUUGAUCGAGGAAGACACUGGUAUUUCGAUCGCAGACCUGAGUACUGGCAAUGGAAUUCUGUUUCUUUUCCUUGGUUGGGGGACCAUGAUUACCCAAUGCGUUGCUCUUGCAUAUGGCCGACGCCUUACUCUUAUUGUUUCUGUCAUUCUCACCACUGGAAUCACUCUUUGGACUGCGUUUAUCAAGUCAAGAGGAGAGUUCUUCACAAACCGAGUUCUGCUUGGUAUCUGUGCUUCACCCCAAGAGACUCUCAUCGAAGUCAUUAUUGGAGACAUCUUCUUCGCACAUGAUCGAGGCUUCUACAUGGGUGCCUAUAGCUGGACUCUAUGGUGCGGCGCGUUCCUCGCACCCGUGGCAUCUGGCUAUGUUGCCCAGGAGCUCGGCUGGCGAUGGAUCCAGUACAUCCUCGCAAUAAUCGGAGGAAGUGUCGCUAUUAUCACCUUUUUCCUGUUCGAAGAGACUAUGUUCUACCGCCACCACGACGUCGGAAACUUAUCUGAUACAGCUGCGCUCGACCCAGCUACCAUCAAAGCCUCUGCGACAGUCGGAAAAGACAUCGAGACUCCAUCAGAGAAGCAAAACCCUUCUGUUCAAGACGAGAAGUUCACAUCAAGAUCUAUGGAGGCAACGGCGUUUGCAUCAGGUGAGAGCGAAAAGACCUAUCUGGGAAAGCUUAAGGUCUGGGGUUAUCACGACUCCCGACAGCCUAGCACCUUCAAGCUCUUCUUCCUCCCCAUCCGCCUGCUAUUUUCGUUCCCCGGUAUUGGUUUUGGUGGUCUUCUCGUCGGUGGGAUUCUCGCCUGGUAUAACGUUGUGGGAGGUUCCCUGGCUCUGAUCCUGGGCAAUCCUCCUUACAACUUUAGCGCCAACAACAUUGGACUCACGUACCUUGCUUCUGUUGUCGGUGUCACUGUUGGAUGCUUUCUUUCGGGUUGGAUGUCAGAUGCCCUGGCAUUGUUCCUUGCCCGUCGAAAUGGAGGUGUCAUGGAACCCGAGCAGCGUCUCUGGACUUGCCUUGUCGCUCUUGUCAUGCAUCCGGCGGGUUGUCUGUUGUAUGGCGUUGGCGCUUCGUAUCAUAUCCACUGGUUCGGAGUUGUCUUUGGCCUCGGGUUGAUCUGCGUAACUCUUCCCAUGGGCUCCAAUCUCGCCUUCACUUAUAUCCUUGACACUUACAAGGAGGUCGCCGGCGAAGGUCUUGUAUCGACCAUCUUGAUUCGCAACAUGAUGGGUUUCGCGUUUGGGUACGCCGUGGUUCCAAUGAUCGAGAACCUUGGACUUCGCAAUGCCUUCAUCCUCAUUGCCGUGUUGGGAGAGGCUGUCUGGUGCACUGCGAUCAUGAUGAUAUAUGUUGGCAAGCCUCUAAGAAGAUGGACCGCGCAUUCUUAUUGGAAUCUCAUUGAGCAUUACGGCGCGACUGCUCAUUGA
Fusarium mangiferae is the source of this 1659-nucleotide messenger RNA. RefSeq lists its product as uncharacterized. Gene Ontology annotation, biological process: methylation; transmembrane transport. Gene Ontology annotation, molecular function: nucleic acid binding; methyltransferase activity; transmembrane transporter activity. The record is from RefSeq and is a predicted model, not a curated record. The coding region runs from base 1 to 1659 and encodes 552 amino acids. The transcript has 2 exons. NCBI's taxonomy places the organism in Eukaryota, Fungi, Ascomycota, Sordariomycetes, Hypocreales, Nectriaceae.